This is a messenger RNA of Nannospalax galili (Upper Galilee mountains blind mole rat), 1616 nucleotides long. It is a transcript of the gene Chic2, whose product is annotated as cysteine rich hydrophobic domain 2. Bases 316 to 813 code for a protein of 165 amino acids. The transcript has 6 exons. NCBI's taxonomy places the organism in Eukaryota, Metazoa, Chordata, Mammalia, Rodentia, Spalacidae. The record is from RefSeq and is a predicted model, not a curated record.
CCCGCCCGCGCUCCCGGGAAGUCUCGCGAUGCCGUAGCCGGCUGCUCCCGAUGCGGGUGGUUCAGGCUGUUGCUGUGGUUGCCGGAGUUGCGGCGGCGGCGGCGCGGGUGGAGGUGGCGGCCCCGGGCGGAUGUUGACAUUGUGUUGUUGUUCCUGCCCACGGUAAUGGCGGCUGCUGCCCGGACCCUGGCUCCUCAGUAGCCCCAGCGCCACCGCCGAGCUCCCACUCCGCGGCCUCCGCGUCCGCUGCCUCACCAGCCGGUCCUCGGCGGCCGCCCGGAGCCAGACUCCCGGCGCGGGUCUAGCAGGCGCGGGAUGGCUGAUUUCGACGAGAUCUACGAGGAGGAGGAGGACGAAGAGCGGGCCCUGGAGGAGCAGCUGCUCAAGUACUCGCCUGACCCGGUGGUGGUCCGCGGCUCCGGUCACGUCACCGUAUUUGGGCUGAGCAACAGAUUUGAAUCAGAAUUCCCUUCUUCAUUAACUGGAAAAGUAGCUCCUGAAGAAUUUAAAGCCAGCAUCAACAGAGUUAACAGCUGUCUUAAGAAGAACCUUCCUGUUAAUGUACGCUGGCUGCUCUGUGGCUGCCUUUGUUGCUGCUGCACAUUAGGUUGCAGUAUGUGGCCAGUUAUUUGCCUCAGUAAAAGAACACGAAGAUCGAUUGAGAAGUUAUUAGAAUGGGAAAACAAUAGGUUAUACCACAAGCUGUGCUUGCACUGGAGACUGAGCAAAAGGAAAUGUGAAACGAAUAACAUGAUGGAAUAUGUCAUCCUCAUAGAAUUUUUACCAAAGACACCAAUUUUUCGACCAGAUUAGCAUUUGCUUUAUUUAUAGAGACUCUUGGAUAUGCUGUCUUUCCAAUGGUGCCUUGCUUGGUGCUCUCCUGGUGGUGACAUGACAUUGGUUCUACAGAAUCGGGUGGUGUUUUUUUAUUUGUUUUGUUUUGUUUUUAAAUAACCGCAUGUUCUAUGUGUGCGUAUUUGUCAAACUUUGCAAGUUAUUUCAUACAGAUGUUUAAUACUUAAGUUAUUGUGCUCUUUCUGUUAUGUAUUCUGAUUUUCAAGGAUUACUUUUUGUAUUCUCAAAAAAAAAAAUAUACAUUUGAACUUAGCAUAAAAAGUGGCCAGCCUUUUUUAUUUUAUCACCAAGGUACACACAACCCUUUAUUUAUAAAUUUCUUAACAUUAGAAAAACAUUUUCUAUCUACUCUGGCAAGCACACUCUUUGUAUUAGUACUUUUUUCUUCCCUUUAAAAUUUACCAUAGUAAUUACUUUAAAACGAGUUUUAAUAGCUUUUUGGACCUGACAUGACUUUUCUCAUACAGUUUCUAAUACUUUGUUUACAGCAGAUAUAUCUAUUAAUGUUAUAAAGAAAUAUUAAAGAACUUUGAAAAUAUUUCUAUAUUCAAAGGCAGUAAGGUAGAACUAAAUUCUUUUUACUAGACAAAUCAGUGAAUGGUCUGCAUGUAUCUAAAGAUCCAGAGCUCAGGUUCACCAUAGAGUAGCAUCAGUCUAUGUUCAUUUUCAAUCAGGAUGAUAGUGAUAACAGCCUUACUUGAGUUAUUUUUAUUGUUCAACAAAUCUUAUAUAUAAAAAUAUGAAUUACCCCUUUAAUAAAA